Molecule: messenger RNA, 297 nt
Organism: Penicillium vulpinum
Lineage: Eukaryota; Fungi; Ascomycota; Eurotiomycetes; Eurotiales; Aspergillaceae
Exons: 2
Coding region: 1-297 (98 amino acids)
Source: RefSeq, a predicted model, not a curated record
AUGCCGAGCUCUUCAUCUAAACAGUCAGGCGAGACGCCUUUGUCCCUGCCAAACCAGGGAGCUUUUGCCGCUCAGACUGAGCGCUCCUCAACUCCCCAUACACAGAUAACCACAGUCCCUACCAUACUGGGACCACAUAUUGGAAUGGAGAAGUUUCACCGUGAUAUUUUGUCCGUUCACCAAGCUGAGGGUCUUGUGAUGGAGGAGGCCCGGAGACGAAGCAUGAUUCAGUGCGAACAUCAGCGCGAUCACCCUGCUACCACCACUCUAGUCAUGACUGGUACCGAUAUCCCCUGA